GCAAACAUUGAGAUCAACGCUCACAGUUUGAUUAGUUAGCAAACUUAUUCACACAUAAUUUUCCUUGUCGGUCACGUAUAUAUAAAAGAAUCUCAAAAUAUAUCCGCUAACACAGUAUUUUUAGCAUAGUUGACACAGAAGGAACUCAACAAUCUCUACACCAUGCAGACCGUGACUCUCCUAUGCCUAGUGGCGGCGGUGGCGGCGGCGGCGGCGGCGCCCGCGGACACGUACGACGCUAAAUACGACAGCUUCAACGCUCACGAGCUGGUGCAGAACCAACGCCUGCUGAAGAGCUACGGCAAGUGUUUCCUGAGCAAGGGGCCCUGCACUGCCGAGGGAUCCGACUUUAAGAGAGUGAUCCCGGAAGCGCUGAAGACGACUUGCGGCAAGUGCACGCGCAAGCAGCGCGAGCUGGUGCGAGUCGUGGUGAAGGGCUUCCAGGAGCAGCUGCCGCAGGUGUGGACCGAGAUCGUCAGCAAGGAGGACCCCAAGGGAGAGUACAAGGACUCCUUCGCCAAGUUCCUCGAAGGAUCUGAUUAGAAACUCUAAUGAAAGCUGCUCUAACCUCUGUGGCCCUGGUACAAUGUUGCUGACUCUGAUUAAGAACUCUAUAAUGACAACUUUUUCAAACAUCUGUGGCCCUGGUACAAUGUUGCUGAUUUCUGAAACAAACUGCCGCUUUAACAAUAAUAAUUAUGUUUUGAUGAAGAAAAUGCAUAAUUGGGUCCAGAGGUGAGAUGCCUGUAGUCUUAGAUACCUACCAAUGCAUCACAAAUUAAUAGGUUUACUUAAAAUGUUGUUACAGAAUUGGUUACGUUUAAAUGUAUUUAUUGUACCUACCUAAUGUGGAUGUGGUGACAUGUGUGUUAAUUUAAUGUGAUAUUCUGUGAUGUCAUUUUGUUAUUCUUAAGUUAUAUUUUAAUAAAUAAAAAAAUAUUUUUUGUA
Molecule: messenger RNA, 948 nt
Organism: Plutella xylostella (diamondback moth)
Lineage: Eukaryota; Metazoa; Arthropoda; Insecta; Lepidoptera; Plutellidae
Product: allergen Tha p 1-like
Source: RefSeq, a predicted model, not a curated record